Molecule: messenger RNA, 1752 nt
Organism: Penicillium maclennaniae
Lineage: Eukaryota; Fungi; Ascomycota; Eurotiomycetes; Eurotiales; Aspergillaceae
Exons: 2
Coding region: 1-1752 (583 amino acids)
Biological process (GO): CTP biosynthetic process; pyrimidine nucleobase biosynthetic process
Cellular component (GO): cytoplasm; cytoophidium
Molecular function (GO): identical protein binding; CTP synthase activity
Source: RefSeq, a predicted model, not a curated record
AUGAAGUACGUCGUCGUCUCCGGAGGUGUCAUCUCUGGCAUCGGUAAGGGCGUAAUUGCCUCAAGUACCGGUUUGCUGCUCAAGACUCUCGGAGCUCGUGUGACUUCCAUCAAAAUUGACCCCUAUCUCAACGUCGAUGCCGGCACCAUGGCACCGACUGAGCAUGGUGAGGUCUUUGUGCUGAACGACGGCGGAGAGGCAGACCUUGACCUCGGAAACUAUGAGCGUUAUCUUGGAGUUACUCUCGGAAGAGAUAAUAAUAUCACCACCGGCAAGAUCUAUUCGCACUGCAUUAGCAAAGAGAGACGUGGUGACUACCUCGGCCGUACCGUUCAAAUCGUGCCACACUUGACCGACGCAAUCCAGGACUGGAUUGAACGUGUCGCUCGGACUCCCGUUGACGAAUCUAACGAGCAGCCCGAUGUCUGUGUCAUCGAACUUGGUGGCACUCUGGGUGACAUCGAGAGCGCUCCUUUCGUCGAGGGUUUACGUCAGCUCCGUCGCCGAGCUGGCAAGGAUAACUUCGUCCAAAUCCAUGUCAGCCUUGUCCCCGUAAUUGGGGAUGAGCUCAAGACUAAGCCCACACAACAAGCUAUUCGUGACGCUCGCUCAGCUGGUAUGAGUCCCGAUCUAAUUGCUUGUCGUUGUGAAAGGCCUCUGGAUCGGGCUACCACUGACAAAAUCGCUAUGUUCUGCCAGGUGGAGCCCGAGCAGGUCAUUGGCGUGCACAACGUCAGCUCCACUUAUCAUGUCCCGCUGCUCCUCGAGAAGCAGGGAUUCUUGCACGUGCUCAGUGAUCUUCUCAAGAUCCAGAAUGUUGAACUUCCUCAGUCUCUGGUGAUCAAGGGCCAGUCCACUUGGAAACAGUGGAAGGCUUUGACCACAUCCCAAGAGCACGUUUUCGACACCGUCGAGAUUGCUCUGGUCGGAAAGUAUGUCAGUCUCCAUGACUCCUAUCUUUCCGUCAUCAAAUCACUCGAGCAUGCUGCCAUGGCUUCUCGCAAGAAGCUCAACAUCAUUUGGGUCGACGCCUCGCAUUUCGAGCACAGUGCGAGGGCAGAAAACCCCCAAGACUAUCAUGCCGCGUGGCACGCCCUUACCACCGCCAAUGGAAUCCUAGUUCCUGGCGGCUUUGGUACCAGAGGUACCGAAGGUAUGAUGCUCGCCGCUCAGUGGGCCCGUACCAAGAAGGUGCCCUACCUGGGUAUUUGCCUGGGUAUGCAGAUUGCCGUGAUCGAGUAUGCUCGUCACGUCUGUGGUCUGGAGGGAGCCAACUCCGUCGAGUUGGAUGAACGUACCUCCCACCCCAUGAUCAUCUUCAUGCCUGAGAUCGACAAGGUCAAUCUUGGAGGUACAAUGAGACUCGGCUCGCGCCCAACCAUCUUCCAGGAGAACUCGGAGUGGUCUAAGCUCCGUGCACUUUACGGCCUUGACCGCACAUCCGUUGACGAGCGCCACCGCCACCGCUAUGAAGUGAACCCUGAAUACAUCGAUCAGCUGCAAAAGGCUGGGUUGCACUUCAUUGGAAAGGACGAUAAAGGAGAGCGCAUGGAGAUUGUCGAGCUCAAGGACCACCCCUGGUUCGUCGGUGUUCAGUUCCAUCCCGAGUAUCUCUCUCGUGUUCUGGCGCCUAGCAAGCCUUUCCUUGGCUUCGUUUCUGCUGCCGCUGGCGUCUUUGAUGAGGUCAUGAAGGCAUCCCAGGCGAAUGAGGCGGACAAGUUGGCCAACGGCAUUGACAACAUCAUCAUCUAA